Messenger RNA from Porites evermanni, 43784 nucleotides. Lineage: Eukaryota; Metazoa; Cnidaria; Anthozoa; Scleractinia; Poritidae. The record is from the annotation of a GenBank genome assembly.
AUGCCUCCCUUGUCGCAUGAACCUCAGGGUUUGAAGUUCUUACAGGUUGUUGUGACGUUGUUGACAGCCAUUCAUGUUCGAGAACUUUUCGCCGAUGAUGUGCUUUACAGCGACUGGCUGCAGACAUUUCCGAAACCUGACUUUAGAACUAAUUUCACGUUAAGAUCAAAUCAAGGCACCGGUUCGUUUAAGGAAGUUCGUCAUGGGCUAAAUGUGGAUCCAUUUUAUGUUCGUGUUUAUGCGAAGCCUCUGCAAGGAAACAACAGUAGGUUUUCUUUCAAUGGCAUCGGUUCUAGCCAGUCUUCACCCUCAAAAAGUUCUUACGGUGGCCUAAUUUUUGCUUAUAAUUCGGAGUUUGUUCGAAUUUGGGCUCCUACGAGUGCGAAUGGCCAUAUUGUGUUCGUGAAAGACGGCUGGGGAGGCGAAGAAAAUACUCAAGAAUCCGACGAGGCAGAAGUUAUUGUUGAGGUAUGGAAGGAUGGCUCGGCGCCAGCUUUUCAAAUCGAACUUGUUAUCAACACCCACGUUCCAAACCUAACCUACCAUCUAGUUGAUCACGAGUUAAGAAAAUUACCAGAGAGAGUUAUGGUCAGGAUUACCCCUGCUGAAAGCUCUGACAAUGCAGGUUUUUGGUUUCAUGGAGUGGGAGCCUCGCAAAAUCCAAAUCCUACCAGUAACUUUGGUGGGGUGAUAUUCGCAUAUAAUGAAAAAUAUGUGCGUUUAUGGGCCCCAGAUGGUGUUAACAAUAACACUGGCUGCAUUUUUGUAGGUAAGGAGUGGGGUGGUGGAGUUAACUCUGAGAAGGCCUCAAAAUGUAAAGUAGAGGUACGACUCUGGGUUAACCAACUUCCAACACCUACUUUCCAGCAAGAUUGGUUUCCUCUUAAGGGGCAAAGAGAUCAAAACUCAUUCAGGGAAAUCGUCCAUGGUAAAAAUCAAUUGCCGUCACUUGUUCUUGUUCAACUUAGAGCAAUCAAUGGAAGGAAUGUGGGCUAUGUCUUUGAAGCCCAAGGUGCAGUUCAGUCUGACGAUGAUGGGAACAAUGAGUACGGAGGUGUUGUGUUUGCCUAUGAUGAAAACAGAGUCCGUAUCUGGGCUCCAAGUAGAAAUGAUGAAUCGAAGAAAGGUUAUCCACUCCUGGUGAAAAGUGGUUGGGGAUAUGGCUCCAAUUUACAAGCAGGGCGUGAUGAGGUGCAUUUUAGAGUUUUGGUUUACUACAGUAUCUGCAACACAUCAACCAAGAUCCUUUACGAAGGCAAACAGUGCAUUAACAAAGUUCAUGACUCCUACAAGUUUGUGAUUUCACAGUGGUCUGAAUGCUCCAGUAUAUGCAACAACGGAACGAAGACAAGAUCUUUUACAGGUGAUUUGUAUGUUGUUUAAAUGUACAUGUAAUGGCUUGCAGGGAAAUGAAUCAAUUGAGUGGAACAUUAAUAUUAAAUUAUUCACAUCUUUCGGUAAGAUUCUUUUACAGUGGAAGGGUUAGAGGGCUUAUUUAUUACCAUGCACCACAAGCAAUUGAGCAUUGAGAUCUUAUUCACUGCACGAAGCUGCUGUUAUCAUUAAUUUUUGACUUGUCAAGUACACAUUUUCUACAUACAGGGGUUUCAAUAAAAAUUGAAGUAGCCAGCAGUUUGGAUAGAGUAACCAACUGUAUCAACAAGGGGCCGGUUGUCCCCCUUUCUAGAGGUGGGGGGAGGUCUAAGCAUGUUCCGCCCCAGAAAAUUUUGAAAUUUCAAACUCUAAAAAUGUGAUUUUCAGCAUUCUGGGGGCUAAAUUUGAGGACAAAAGAGCAUGUUUUUCAUUCAAAAAAAAAAGUAGUUAUCACUGUAUCAGUCACAAUCAAUUCCUACGAGCAAUGAACAAAUGAUGAAAACUAAAUUACGUACUUUUGCACGUAAACAAAUUCUGCUUAAACCUAUAAGAAACUUUUGAAAAAAUGACUGAAUUAUAGCGUUCACAUGACUAAAGCAUAAUGUAAAACCAGUGGGCCUUCAUAGUUCAAAUCAUAGUUACAUUUUCAUUCAGAUUUUAUGAUGUAUUUUUUGUUUAUAACAUUAUUCAAACUAGUUGCUUCUUCUUUCUGUAAAAAAGUAGCCGACCUCUAUGAGCAGAGUAGCCGGUUCUGUUACGUCGGCCAUCGGUGCUUAUUGAAACCCCUGACCUACUAAUUUAUUUGCCCCUGUAGGUGUAUGUUAACAAAAGCCUGCGCAGGCUUAAAACAAUAUAUGCUAAUUUGAAAAGGUUCUUUGAAUGAGAAGUUUUGUACAGAAUGAUUUGUACAUUCCAUAGCUCAAGCUGAAAAGCCCACUUAUCAUUUUUGUACUACGUUGUACUACAUUAUUUUACUCACUACUUGUAAGCAAAUUCAAAUGAUUUUAUUUUUUCUUUUAAUUGAUUAUACAAAACGAAAGGUAAAAAAAUAAAUUUAAAUUAAAUAAUUAAAAAAACGAGGAAAACCGAAAAGAAAAGAAUUUAACCAUUUAUCCAUUAAUAAUUUUAUUGUUUAAAUAAAUAGUGCAUGACAAUGCUCUUACCCUAAGCUUGAUUUGUACUUUUUACCAUGCUUUGUACCCUGGAUGAAAAUUUAUCACUUUGGAAGUUAAAGUUGGUUGUGAUUAUUUUCAGGUUGUGAUGUAACAUCAAAAGAAACUGUCCAUUCAUGUAAUUUUGAGGAUGGUUCAUUUUGUGGCUGGAGUAAUGAACGAGGAUCAGGCUCUUUGAGAUGGGUGAUUACAAAUGCCUCUACUCCGGCAGUUAACACAGGACCAUUGUGGGGGCAUCCUAAAGGCUCAUUCUAUGCUUAUACUGAUACGACCGAUGCUACUUUAGGCGAGGAAGGUGAGUGAAAUUCUCUGAGGAAUGCAUCCUCAGUGACACAGGGGCAGUGAUUUAGGUGGGGAGAAAUGAUACCACAAAAGUUUUCUACUCUAGCCUUCACCACAGACGGGUUAAAGUCCAUCUGCAAGCCAGUGCCAAAAUAGGUAGUCUGGGCCCCCCAGCUGUGUACAUACCAGGAUUUGAGUAUGCAUCAUGAUUGGCGAGCCCUAGGAUUUCACGGUAAUGAUCGUAUCCAGUUACCGUGUCGUUACCGUGAUCUUGAAAUAACGGAACCGAAAAAUAGUUUCUCAGUGACAUAUCCUGAUAUGUUUAAACUAACGGAUCAAAAUACACAAAUAUAAUAUUUUUCCACUUGGAUUCUUAACUAGUAGAGCAAUUCUGUAUGACUCAGCUUGUGUAUAUACAAACUUUUAACAAACGUUACCUUUUUUUUUUUCGUCCACCAUCUUGAAUUCUGUUCCCAAAGUGCAUCGCAUGUAACUGAUGAAAGAUGUUUUGCAGUUAACACUAGCGAUUGUUACAACUUCCAGUCCCAAGAGAAAAAGUAUGAUACUCCAAAAGUUUAAAAACAUUUAGAAGGUGGUCUUUUAGUGACAAUUUCACUGUUGAAACUGAUGAUGAGGCCCAAAUCUCUUUAUGAAAAGACAAUACAUCUGUAAUGCACAUUUCAAGUGAGUAUACCUAUUGGUUGGAUGGAAGAGGGGUCUGGAGUUUUUGACACCUAAAGCACACACAUUUAACACUUAAAUUGACCUCCUUCUGACAUUUUAAUAGACAUUGAAGUUUUUUGUAAGUAAUAGUACACUUUGAUGUUCUUUAAUUUAAAAGUAUGUUUAACAACAUGUUACUGUACAUUAAAAGAAAUAAAAGUGGGUUCCCAUGAAUUUUCACAGAACCAAAAAAUUGUUACUGAUGGUUUCCCAUGAUCUCUGGGAUUUGAAUUCUAGACCUUCGAUUGGUUGGUUAAAGUGCCAAUGUUCCAUCAGCCAAUCAAUUUGAGAGGAAAUUCAAAGUGAACUUCUGAUAAUUAUUUAUUGAGUUUGUUAGCUACAGUGUAUCACUGGGUCUUCAAGCAGCUUGUGAUACAAUGUAAAGAUGAUAAACUAGGUACUCUGUAGCAGGUGCCUCAAAGGUGUUGGGGCCAAGAGUGCAAAGGCAGUAGUACAGUUGAACCUCUCCACAACGGCCACCUUGGGGACAGAAGAAAGUGGCCGUUGUGAAAAGGUGGCCAUUGUGGGGAGGUAGGGGUAUACAGUAAUAUGCAAGGCUGUGCUCUAACAGCGCCCGGUCAUCUGAGGUGACUAACAUUUAGCUUUGAGCGAGUUAAAAAAAUUCCUGGUCACCUGGCCGGGCACUCUGGCUACUUCUAGUAUAGUGUUCGAUUAAGCAGGCAGAAAAAUUUAACAUGGUGGUGUUGGCUUGUUGAGCCAGAGUUUAGUAAAUGCCACAGAAAAUGAUUUUGUACGAAACAAACAGGCACGCGUCGAUGUUCAAAUGUUCAUUAUGCACAAUUUCACAUGUGACGUAAUCCGUCACUUUGAGCAUGACAAGCGGCAUGGAUUUCGAUUUGUACUGCUUCUCAAAAUAGUUUUAAGGUGUCUCAACUGGAUGUUUUGGGGGGAUACCUCCCAAGUUUGAGAAUUAACUAUGUUGGCAUGAUUGAAGAUAUGGGAAAAAGGUUACCACAACUGUAUUAUAUAAAGAUAAAAAUUUCUUAUGAUCUGGGUUUUAUUGUAAUUGGAGUAGCCAUGGCAACGUAACAAUGCCAUUACGUUUUGUUAAUUAUCUUUGUGUUUCUCUGUACCAUGAGUUUUUUUAAGAAAUCGCUUAAGGGAGUUUGUACCUGCCAUAAUUGCCUCAAUUAUGGUAAAGUUUGAAAAAAUUAUACGAGAGCAUUUCCGAAAUAUUUUGAAACGAAGUUUUACGAAUCAUAAAAACAGUGAUCAGAAAUAGUAUGUUGUCCAGACAAUUAGCUAUUUUUUUUUAAGAAAAUGAUAAGCUUUGGAAGCGUGGCUUCAUCUCAUAGUGGUUUAAUUGAUUCCAUUGAAAACUGCAUACAAAAAAAGAGGGGAAUUGCUCUGGGCGAUCGCGAGUAAGAAUAAUUUUAUUAACAAAUAACGAAUUAACGAAUAAGAAGAAUUUUAUUAACUUGCAAAUAAAAACAAUUAACAAAGAUGGCGGCCAGUCACCUCAUUUGGUUGCUCCGGCUUUUUGUCCUUUUCUUUCUCGUAUGCAAAGUUAGGUGUUCAAGGGGAACAAGAAAUUGCAAUAUAACGGCCACUUGUAGGAUGAGAGAAAGUUUUUUUAGUUGUGUAAUCUAUUACGGUCCAAACCGAGAUGCUGGUCAUAAUUCAUGUGAAAUUCCACUCGACUGUAUUCAUCCGAACCCAGGACCUGUGAAGAACCCAUGUGUACUCUGCGAAAGAGCAAUAAUUGCAAAAAACCAUAAGUUUAUUUGCUGCGAAGAUUGUCGACUCAAAUUUCACAUUAAAUGUGCUGGAAUUACAGUCAAGAAAUAUUUGCUCAUGGUUUCUGGCAACAAAAGUUGGACCUGUCAACCAUGUUAUUUGAAAUUUAUGCAGGAACUUCUAUUUCACUCCACAUUAUUGAACUCUUCGCAGGCAAAAAAUUUAAAUCUGUCUGCUGUUUCUGAUGUAUCAGAACAAGUGGCGGAUGAACGAGAAGACUUUUCAUUUUUAAGGAAGGAGUAUUGCAAGGAAUUUAUCAUCACUUCUUACAAUAUUGUUUAUUGUUUAUUGUUUAUUGUUUUGUUUGCCAAAAAUUAUACAAAUCAAAUAAAAUCUAAUUACCUAAACUCUCAUGGCGAGGAAGCCCAAGAGAAGCCACCGGGCUUAUAAGGAAUGGGCUCCCUCAGUUAGAUAAUUAGAACAAAAUAUUAUCAUAAUUACACACGGGAAAAUCAAUGGCAGAGCUACAGUAAAUCUUAAAAUAAGUAUAUUAGAUAGUCGUACUAAUCAUAGUUCUAGGCUAAAAAAAGCGAAAUGACAAAAAGAAAAAAAACAAAAACAAAACAAAACAAAAGAAAAUAAAAGAGCAAAGGAAGAAAAAAAAAAUACAUAUAUAUAUAUAAAUUACUAUUUAUGAUAAGAGGAAUUGCUUUCAGCUUACAGCAAAAGGAAGCGGUACUUGUUGCAUUUCGAAUUUCAAAACUAAGAGAGUUAAAAAAUUUAGGACCUUGGAAACUGAUGGAGAACUUUCUUAUAUUAGUCCUGCAUUGUGGUAAUUAAAAAUGCUCCGAACUUCUAGUGCCAUAAGAAUGCACCUGGCGUGUCACCAGAAACAUGUUAUUGAAGCUAGCAAGCUAGCGAGUAUUAUAGUUUUCCUAGUCAUGUUUUUAGUAUGUGGCUUUUUAGUCAGUCUUAGCUUUUUAUAUUUUAUGUUUUUAAUACCAAAUUUUUUAUAUGUAUCUAUUUAUUGACUUGUUUUUAAAAUUGAAUAAUAUUAUAUAGUUGUAAUUAUUAUAGAUUUUAUUAUUAUAUUAUAGAUUUUAUUUAUUAUUGUAGAUUUUAUUUAUACAUGUUCGUAUUUUGAACGAGUUUUUUAGCUCUUUGACGCAACGUAUUAAAAUAAAUGAUUGAUUGAUCGAUUGAUUGAUAUAAACAGUCUGUAAAGCAAAUUUGUAGAGGUUAAGGAAUGGCUCGAUCAGCGAGUGUUCGAUGUAUUUAACAAUUAAUUCAAGAGACCAAGAUUGAUCGAACAUAUCCCAGUUUCAGGUGUUGCACUAUAAGCUAUACGGGAAUGACAGAAUCAAAGGAGGGGAAGGCGUUGUUGUUAACGUUAGGGAUAAUAUUGCUGCGAUCAGGAGGAGAAAAUCUGGAGAGUCGCUUGAGUGUAUUUUGCUGGAUGUUUACAUGAAUAAUAAGCGUAUCGCUAUUCUGUGUGCGUAUAAACCACCGUCAGUUGGCAAUGCUACAUUUUCAAAGGAACUGUUUACCAUGUUAUAUGAAGCUUUGUCAUUUAGUGACACUAAUAUGUACUGGGGACCAAAUUCUGAUAUACUCCAUCCUCUAGCCGACAAAAAAGAAGGGAGAUGCUUGCUUAUUUGUGACGUGUACGACUUGGAUUCCAUCAUAAAUGUACCAACUAGGAUAUCCAAAACAAGGGAAUCGUGUCUGGAUGUUAUAAUUAUUAACUAAUGCUUCAGCACUUAUCAAGUCAUCGGGUGUUUUGGAACCUGGUUUAAGUGACCAUAGACUUGUUUAUGCGGUUCUAAAUUCAAAGCUACCUCUCCCUAAAUAAUUGUGCAGAGUAUUGGCAUUUCUGCAGUAAUGCACCUAUCAAUGUAAACCCCGUGGUGGGUGAAGUUUUUUGUAAGUAAUAGUACACUUUGAUGUUCUUUAAUUUAAAAGUAUGUUUAACAACAUGUUACUGUACAUUAAAAGAAAUAAAAGUGGGUUCCCAUGAAUUUUCACAGAACCAAAAAAUUGUUACCGAUGGUUUCCUGUGAUCUCUGGGAUUUGAAUCCUAGACCUUGGAUUGGUUGGUUAAAGUGUCAAUGUUCCAUCAGCCAAUCAAUUUGAGAGGAAAUUCAAAGUGAACUUCUGAUAAUUAUUUAUUGAGUUUGUUAGCUACAGUGUAUCACUGGGUCUUCAAGUUAUGUAAAGAUGAUGAACUAGGUACUCUGUAGCAGGUGCCUCAAAGGUGUUGGGGCCAAGAGUGCAAAGGCAGUAGUACAGUUGAACCACUCCACAAUGGCCACCUUGGGGACAGAAGAAAGUGGCCGUUGUGGAAAGGUGGCCAUUGUGGGGAGGUAGGGGUAUACAGUAAUAUGCAAGGCCGUGCUCUAACAGCGCCCGGUCAUCUGAGGUGACUAACAUUUAGCUUUGAGUGAGUUAAAAAAAAUUCCCGGUCACCUGGCUGGGCACUCUGGCUACUUCUAGUAUAGUGUUGAGUUAAGCAGGCAGAAAAAUUUAACAUGGUGGUGUUGGCUUGUUGAGCCAGAGUCUACUAAACGCCACAGAAAAUGUUUUUUGUAUGAAACAAACAGGCACGCGUCGAGGUUCAAAAGUCAUUCUGCACGAUUUCACAUGUAACGUAAUCCGUCACUUUGAACGUGACAAGCAGCAUGGAUUUCGAUUUGUACUGUUUCUCAAAAUAGUUUUAAGGUGGCUCGACUGGAUUUUUUGGGGGGAUACCUCCCAAGUUUGAGAAUUAACUAUGUUGGCAUGAGUGAAGAUAUGGGAAAAAGGUUACCACAACUGUAUUAUAUAAAGAUAAAAAUAUCUUAUGAUCUGGGUUUUAUUGUAUUUGGAGUAGCCAUGGCAACGUAACAACGCCAUUACGUUUUGUUAAUUAUGUUUGUGUUUCUCUGUACCAGGAGUUUUUUUAAGAAAUCGCUUGAGGGAGUUUGUACCUGCCAUAUUUGCCUCAAUUAUGGUAAAGUUUGAAAAAAUUAUACGAGAGCAUUUCCGAAAUAUUUUGAAACGAAGUUUUACGAAUCAUAAAAACAGUGAUCAGAAAUACUAUGUUAUCCAGACAAUUAGCUAUUUUUUAAGAAAAUGAUAAGCUUUGGAAGCGCGGCUUCAUCUCAUAGUGGUUUGAUUCCAUUGAAAACUGCAUACAAAAAAAGAGGGGAAUUACUCUGGGCGAUUGCGAGUAAGAAUAAUUUUAUUAACAAAUAACGAAUUAACGAAUAAGAAGAAUUUUAUUAACUUGCAGAUAAAAACAAUUAACAAAGAUGGCGGCCGGUCACCUCAUUUGGUCGCUCCGGCUUUUUGUCCUUUUCUUUCUCGUAUGCAAAGUUAGGUGUUCAACGGGAACAAGAAAUUGCAAUAUAACGGCCCCUUGUAGGAUGAGAGAAAGUUUUUUUAGUUGUGUAAUCUAUUAUGGUCCAAACCGAGAUGCUGGUUAUAAUACAUGUGAAAUUCCACUCGACUGUAUUCAUCCGAACCCAGGACCUGUGAAGAACCCAUGUGUACUCUGCGAAAGAGCAAUUGCAAAAAACCAUAAGUUUAUUUGCUGAGUCCGUGGGUCGGAAUUGGGGCUGAUCUUCCCAACCAGCCAAAAAUUUGUCAAGAGGGGUUCUGCCCUCAGCAUCGCUGAAAUCCACCUUCGGGAGAUCCUUGAUUGUCAAGCGGGGGGUGUUAUCCUCACCAGCAGCAUCUCCUGAGCCAGAUUUUCGGAGCCUCUCGAUGAGCUUUCACUUAUCCGCUAUCCUUUUCCGCAAUUUUGACUCUUCCUCCUGACGCCGCAAUUCUUCUUCUUCCAGUUCUAAGGAAUCUAACUCAGCUGCCAAGGCGGAGAAAACUGUUUCGCUCAUAGGUGAAGUUUCCAUUUCCUUUUUAGGUGAGGAUUUCUCGAACUCCUCGCAAAACUUUGAGGGAAUACCCCAAUGGUGAUCUUCGCUAGGCGUUUUACACCCUGGACAUUUAACGACUCUGCGAUCUGCCUUGAGGUCUGAAGCAGUUGCCAUGAUCAAAAGAAAAUUACUUGAAAAGCUAAAAGAAGCUUGCUAGAUAGAAGUGCUUGCCUGCUUGCAAAGACUAAAAUGCGCAUAGCCCUAGUUGUCCCAGCUCUAAGAAUUGCUACACUCUAGACUUGUCGCAUAAUGAUUGGUUACUAAAAAUCUUGUGACUACUGCUGAGUUGAAGUAAUUUUACUAAACUGGUGUACUUUACCUAUGACCAAAAAGACCCGCCAGGCCCCCCGUGCGAACGUCGGACAGUGGUCUAGAUUUAUAUUAAUAGAAGUAUCAAUAUCCACGAAGAUUGUCGACUCAAAUUUCACAUUAAAUGUGCUGGAAUUACAGUCAAGAAAUAUUUGCUCAUGGUUUCUGGCAACAAAAGUUGGACCUGUCAACCAUGUUUUUUGAAAUUUAUGCAGGAACUUCUUUUUCACUCCACAUUAUUGAACUCUUCGCAGGCAAAAAAUUUAAAUCUGUCUGCUGUUUCUGAUGUAUCAGAACAAGUGGCGGAUGAACAAGAAGACUUUUCAUUUUUAAGGAAGGAGUAUUGCAAGGAAUUUAUCAUCACUUCUUACAAUAUUAACGAGUAUUAUAGUUUUCCUAGUCAUGUUUUUAGUAUAUGGCUUUUUAGUCAGUCUUAGCUCUUUAUAUUUUAUGUUUUUAAUACCAAAUUUUUUAUAUGUAUCUAUUUAUUGAGUUGUUUUUAAAAUAGAAUAAUAUUAUAUAGUUGUAAUUAUUAUAGAUUUUAUUAUUAUAUUAUAGAUUUUAUUUAUUAUUGUAGAUUUUAUUUAUACAUGUUCGUAUUUUGAACGAGUUUUUUAGCUCUUUGACGCAACAUGUUAAAAUAAAUGAUUGAUUGAUCGAUUGAUUGAUUGAUAUAAACAGUCUGUAAAGCAAAUUUGUAGAGGUUAAGGAAUGGCUCGAUCAGCGAGUGUUUGAUGUAUUUAAUAAUUAAUUCAAGAGACCAAGAUUGAUCGAACAUAUCCCAGUUUCAGGUGNCCCCCCCCCCCCCGCCCCCGACGGGAUUUACAUUGAUAGAUGCAUAAUCGCUUAACAGGAAAACUCAAAAAACUGAACUAGCAGGCACUCUGCUUUGUUUAUCAGGACAAAAUCUCUACUUAUGAGACACUAGUUGUUAAAAAUGGAUAUAGCACAUUAGCAAAUCAAAGACUUGCAAAAACGUUAAAUACAGUGUUUGGAGCAAUUGGGAAUGAGAAAGUACCUACAGGUAUUUCUGAGUUAUUGAUGGCACCUAAUUCCAAUUAUAAUUUACGUGGUGAUGCUAUUUUAAAAUUAUCUAAAGUAAAUUCAACAAAGUAUGGGAUCAAGUCAUGGAGAUACCAGGCUGCCCGACUAUGGAAUAGUAUUCCAAAUAAUUUAAGAAAUAUUGAUAGUUACCGCAGUUUUGAACAUGGACUCAAGGAGCUUGACCUUGCAAGUUUAUAGUCCCUUUCGCAAUUUAACUUAGUUUUUCUUAGUAUUUAAGUAUUAUUUAGUUUCUAUAAUCUUAUUGCAGUUUCCAAGUACUAUGUCAUUUUAAACACUUUUAUGUAGUUGUAAGUUUAUUGACCCUUAUUCGCAAUUUAACCUGGUUUUCUUAGUGUAUAAGUUUAACAAUAAUUUUAUAAUUUUAUGCAGUUUUACAUGGUUUCUAGGCUUGUCUUUAGUUUUGUGACUGAUCUGUAAACUAGCUUUAUAGCUAAGUGUUAGUCAUGUUAAUAAAGUAUGUAUGUAUGUUACAUUCAGCUGCUUUGUUACAGCUUUUGCACGUAAUUUGGUCCAUGCCUACAAAUUUCACAUUUUUUAAAAAACCCCCUGAUAAUUUUUUUUUUAUAAAUUUGACAAUCCUGAGAUCAAUCGCCAAUAAAUAUACCCUGCAAGUUUCAAGAACAUUGGAAACAGGGAAGGCUUUUAAAUAUGGCCUCAGAUAUAACCAAUUUUUCCCCCAGAUUUUGUGUUUACAAGUGAGCAUCCUCAUUAUUCAGUGGCAUUGUUUUCAAGUUUCAUAUGCACGUACACAUUUAGCUAAAAGAGAUAAAUUUGCAUCAAAAAAAACAUUUCGAUUACUUUCCGAAGAAAUAUCUGGAAUAUGCUAAUAAUUGGCUUGUGUCACGGAUAGCAGUGAGAUCCAAAACAGUGAACUUCAUAGCUCAUCGUGUAGGAUGCAAUACUUAAUUAUCUUACUCGGGUAUAGACAUCACAGAAACUCUUACAAAGAGUUGCUGUGAUGUUAUAAUAUAUCACUAAUUUCUUUGCCUGGUUAUUAGCAUAUUCCAGCGAUUUAACUGAGGGUCCUUUUUGAUGCAAAUUCUAUCUUUUUGCUAAAUGUGCAUGUGCAUAUGAAACUUGAAAACAAUGCUAGUGAAUAAUGAGGACACUCAUUUGUAAACACUAUUAAAAUCUGGGGGAAAAAAUUAGUUAUAUUUGAGACCUUAUAUUUAAAAGCCUUCCCUGUACUGUGACAAAAGCAGCUGAACGUAAGUUAAUAAAAUUCUUCUUAUUUGCGAUCGCCCAGAGCAAUUCCCCUCUUUUUUUUUGUAUGUAGUUUUCAAUGGAAUCAAACCACUAUGAGAUGAAGCCGUAUUUCCAAAGCUUAUCAUUUUCUUAAAACAUUAGCUAAUUGUGUGGAUAGCAUGCUUUUUCACUGUUUUUAUGAUUUGUAAAACUUCAUUUCAAAAUAUUUUGAAAAUGCUCUCAUAGAAUUUGUUCACACUUUGCCAAAAUUGAGGCAAUUAUGGCAGGUAUAAACUCCCUUAAGCUAUUUCUUAAAUAAACUCCUGGAACAGAGAAACACAGGAUAAAUAACAAAUUUAAUGGUGUCAUUACGUUGCCAUGGUGACUGCCAUGAUUGCAAUAAAACCCAGAUCAUAAGAAAUUUUCAUCUUUAUAUAAUACAGUUGUGGUAACCUUUUUCCCAUAUAUUUACUUAUGCUGACAUAGUUAAUACUCAAACUUGGGAGCCCCCCGCCCCCCUAAAAAAUCCAGACGAACCACCUUAAAAUUUUUCCUUUCAGAUAGAAGGUACAUUAAUACUCUUCUGACAGGUGUAGAGCACAGCUGGCAACGCGGGGUAAUUUAUUUUUGUGUAAAACGGAAGUCACUGUAUCCCGGUAUGCAAAUUUAAUAACUUAUGAUUGUUUUAUUCCCUGUACAUAAAAUAACAAAAUAGAAAAAGAAAAGAUAUGAUCGUUUUUAUUGUUGUUUUAGAAACAGGCCAGUUCCACGUUGUCUUGGCAUCAUACGUAUCGAAAACUAAAUUCGCAUGCAUGCAUAGGCUAAAUUUAGCGGCGAAAAAAAAAAGCUUGGGAAAGAAGAGCUGGUUUAUACUUCGACCGAAUCCACAAAAAGCUCAGUUAUCCUAAAAGAUUCACUGAUAAUAUAGAAUAGAAAAUUAAAGAUGACUUAUUUUUUAUUAGAAUAUUAGGUUUUGGAUUGAGUUUUCACGGGAACUUGAGUUCGAUCUGCCUUGUGAACUCCAUCACUUAUUUCAUGCCGCCGUGAUUUACCUUUGGAAAAUUUAUUUUCAACUUAAGUAUUAGUAGUAAAAAGCACAGUUUUCCUAUAUUUGACCCAAACAUCUUGAUGAAAAUUAUGUAAACCUGCCGAAAUUGUUACGUUUCCCUCUUUAUAAAACCUGAACAAUUCAGUGGCAUUGCUCACUUUUCUCAUUUUAAAUCUGAAUGGUACGAAAACUUUGAUGGGUUUCAUAGGACAACACGCGAGUUUUUGUCAUGCCCAAAAGCUAAAAUUGCCGAGUUUGGUGAUCAACAGGCCAGUAAAAUUAGGGCAUACAAAAUACUUCUUUGUCAGAUGUACUCGGGUGACCAACUUGGAGCCCUCGGCACCCCAGCUGGAAUCUUUGGGAGUCCAAGGGCUCCCCGAAAUAUUUAUUCAGGCAACCAACUUUGAGGUCUGGGUGUCUUAGCUAAAAUGCUUGGGAGCCUGAGGGGCUCCCUAAAAUUUUCCUUAGAGCACAGCCUUGAAUAUGACACCUGUGUUUUUUUGUAAAUACCCUUUGAAUGAUGUUUUUACAUGUAAUUAAAAUGCUAACAAGCAAGACAAAACGGGUAAAGUUCGCAGCAUUCGUUGUUAGUAUUAUUUUUUUUAAGUGAAAUAAAGUUGUCAAGGGUUGUCUGCUAGAGGGAGUUGUUAUAUAUGGUUCAUACGAAAAAAGUACUGUAUUUACGUUAAUUAAUCAUAAAUGAAUUGUUAAGACUUGCCGCGAUUAAUCAUGAUAGAAGUGCCUUACAGAUCAAAUUUUCUAUCCAGUCUUACUUAACUUAUUCAUCAGUCUCUGUAAAAAAGUGGCUGUUGUCAAGAGGUUAUUUUAGCAGUUGGGGACAUGGUGUUAGUGGCCAUUACCAUUGUCGAGAGGUAGCCAUUGUAGAGAAGUUUAAACAAGAGUCAAUGCAUGAACUGUCUGCUGGGUGAAAAAAAUUGGCAAAUGUAGAGAGGUGGCCGUUGUAGCGGGGUGGCCAUUGUGGAGAAGUGGCUAGUAGUGAAGGUUUGACUGUAUUAAACUAAAGGCCACUGUGGCAAGCCCACAUACCAACCACCUGCAAGCUGGCUCCAUCACAUCUCAAAAGCCACCUGAAACCAUGAUUGGUCAAUAUAGUCUCAAAUGUUCUGAAAGGAUAAGCAAAUUGCAUUUUGACACAGAAAAUGUGAGAUGUGAGAUAGCUAGACCUUGCAGUCACAUCCUCCUUCAAAACCAUUGUUUGGAAACCUGACUGUGUACAAAUGAUACGAUUAUUAGUUAUUUGUUUUUGUAAAAAAUGCAUUUAUAGAUCUGUUCUUCAUUCUUGUUGUAGUCACUUUCACAAGUCCAAACAUUAAAGGAGUUAAUAAAUGCUACUUGCGUUUCUUUUGGAACAUGCAUGGCAGAGAUAUCGGCACCCUUAGAGUUCUUGUGAACACCAAGAAUCCUUUGCUUGGUCCCUAUGGCAGGUGGAUUGACUCAGGUGAGGCUGAAAGUAAAAGAGUUUUUGAGAAUUGCUAUUUUCCUUAAGUUUCUAAACAUACCAAACACUGGAGGAUUUGUGGGAUAAAUUACUGGCUAAUUACACUGAGAGAUAAGCUUUUUAAAACCUUAAUGACAGCCCUGAAUAUAGCCUGCGUAGCAAGCGUUUCCAAUCGAGUUAUUUCCCCUCCCCCUCCCCCGUCAUUUCUUUUUUUUUUGCUCUCGUCCCGACGUUCUCGACGAACUCGCGCGGAAACGCUUGCUACGCAGGCUACCCUGAAUAGUGUCUUGAGGAAAAACCAUGAACAUGAAGAGCUGUUCAAGUUACCCAUUGCAUGUACAUGCUCUUAGUAGGCAGGGAUUAGGAUUAGGCAGCUAGGGGGUUCAUUUGAUUCUACUUUGUGCUUUACGAAUGUAGCUAGGGAUCAUGCACAUAAACGUAAAGGAUUUGUAUGGGAAUUCAGGUAAUAGAUUCAAGAAGAUAAAUAAUCGCUGAAUAAAAAAACACUUUACGUCUGUCAAGAACUUGGUUUGUUCUUGCUUGCCAUUUGGUUAUUUUACUGAUCUGCUGCGAUUAAAGCGAUUUCCUUUACCCCGGACAAGAACGACACAGCAAGCAAGAAGAAACCAAGUAAUUGAGGUAAAGUGAUGUUUUUGUUAUUAUUAUUUAUCUUUUUGAAUCUAUGACCUGAAUUCCCACACAAAUCCUUUAUGUUCAUGGCCAUUUGAGGACUACGCAAUAUGAGCCCGCACAUAUUAAUGAUUAAACUCUAAUAAUUAUAAAACUUGGGCUGCCUGUGGUUACACAAAUCAUGUAAGUGUAAGACUAUUUUGUUCCCUUUUUUUGCAGGAUGGAAUAUGACAGGAUCUCAAGGCAAUAUCUGGCGAGCAGCUUUCGUAAAUCUAGAGUUGGAGAAAAAGAUGUAUCAGAUACGAUUUAAGCAUUCUUUGCCUGAAAACUCAGGCUGUGGUCUCCCUCCAUGUCCUGAAUGCAAACCCAUGAAUAAGUGUCCAAAUGCCAAUGUUGCCAUUGCAGGCAUCAGGCUGGACUGCCAGAAAGAUGCCCCAGAAGUUCCCCUUGAGACUUGCAGAAUGAGAGAAGUACCACUAGCAGGAUGUGAAAUUCUGGCUGUGAGUCCUUCUAGCAAGGGUAAGUCUCAAAUUACAUGUAUGAGUUUAAGGACAGUGUACAAGACUAUAGAGCUGUCAUUAAUAUUGAUGUGACAGUAGCCUGCGAUCAUGCCCUCUCCCUUUAUCUCUGUUAAAUCUGUUUUCGGGAGGAGGGCAUGAUACAAUUCUUUCACAGAACACAUGCAAAAAAGGCCAGAAUCUGGACUUCUUUCUGAUUGGCUAGGAAAACAAAUGGAUGAUUUGUGCUGUUCCGAUUGGCCAAAAUGCCGCCAUCCAUUAGUUGUUGUUGAUUUCAGUCCGCAUUUUUGCUUAGCAGUGAAUACACACACGAGUUCGUUAUGAAAUUUCUGCCGGCUCUGACAGUUUUUUUGAAUUUGAAAAAUGUCUAAAUUUUUAUAAAUUGUAUCCAUUGAAAUAUUUUCCAUCUCAUCGUGUACUAAAAAGUUGCAGUCAAAAAUUCACCGAUCAUUGAAUGCAAUUUGAUACCAGGUACAAGUUACAGAAGCGACUAACAGAUUCACUUUUCAAAUAAUCAAUUCAUGAAUGGUUUGACUGUAAUUCCUCCUUCAGAAACCUGUGAAUUAUUCUGAGCGAUCUUCGCUUUCGUGACACUUUUUAGUUCGUGAAAUAUGGUGUACGAACAAGAAGUGAUUUUGAAAAGCAUUUCACUAUAAAAAAUUGCGAUAAAACAUUUCUUAAAAUCAUUUUAAGAUUAAAAAAAUUGCUAAAAAGCGACGACGUUUCGACGUUAGCUGAACGUCAUUAUCAAGUCAAAAUAAGUUAGUGAUUUUUGGUCUAUAAAUACUAAAAAAACAACAAUAGCUGAUUAAAAAUUGUAACGUGAGAAAAUAUUAAACAAAGAGUUUCGCACGUAUGGAGUCCGUCUGAAUAUUUAAAUUGGGCUUAAGUUUCUUGAUGAAGAGCAUUUCAAAUACUAAACAAUCAAAUUUGCUCUGGCACUUUCUUAAAACCGUGAAUUGGCUUUCUCUCAAAAGGUUGUUGUUACCGUGAGCUUCUAAGAAAUGUCUACCGAUUGCCGAAUUUUUGUGCUCAGCAAUGCGUUGAUGAAGGUGUCGGGCUGUGUACCCGACAUAAUCUGCAUCGCACAGAUCACAUGAAAAAUUGUAAACAACACACUGUUUAUUAAAUCACGAGUAUGAUUACAGACCGAGUUGGACGACUCAAAGUUCUGUUACCAAUUAAUCAUAACUUUAACAAAAGUUGUGAUAUAUAAGGCCCUUUUUUGAAAUCAAAACAGAAGAAAUGCCAAUUUUUUUGCUAGUAGUGAAAAAAAAGCCAUUUAAGCACGCGCUUGAUGGCGCGUACUGUCCAAUUACUUGGGCAUGACGCGUACUGUCCUAUUAAAUUGUCCAAUUAAGGCUGAAAUCAGGGCAGUUGGUAGCCAAUCAGAUUUGAGAAUUUUGUUAUAGUUAUGAUUACGUUUAGUAUUGCAAUGCUGAUAGUGUCUUUUGCUAUAUACUCAUAGGUCCUGCCUAUAGUACUGAGACAGUCGUUUCGGAUAACUAUGUGAAAGCAAAUGGUUCCUUGUAUGACCUGAUAGCUAGUUAUGAAUUUAAGGUGACUUUCUUGGCUGAUUUUGUUGUGUGGAAACAAAUGUUUGCAACCUCAAACAAAACCAACGACAUCUCGUUUAGAAUUGAUGAGGGGGACUGGGUACAUUGGAUCCCACCACAGAAAGCUUCUCAUGCCUUGUGGACACAAUAUUACCAUCAGGUAUGAAACAAUUAUUUUAGGCCUACAGUAACUCUUCUGCUAAUAGAGACCUUUAGAUUCUAAGACGAGAACGACUGCAAGGACGAGAUUGCCUCAAUACUAAGUAGUGCGCGCACGUGAAUCAGUGUCAUUUUGGCCGGAAAACUUGAUAGUCGUCAUCAUCAACUCGUAGUAGAGUGUACUACGAGUUUUGGUGAGAAUGUCGUAGUGGCAGAAACAAGUUAUCAAGUGUUAGAAGUUUUAUCAUUUUGCGAUCGGGAGAGGGAUUAACCCUGCUUCAGUAAAGAUAACAGUGCUAACUUUGCUGGUGGAAAAAAUGCAAUGAAGCUUUCUAGGGUGUCUAUUUUUUAGAAUGCGCGAAAAAUACUUUCAGUUGAAAAUCUCGUACUCGUUGUCGUUCUCGUCCUCGAACCUAAAGGUUUCUUAUCUGAUCUUACUGUAUAUGGAGCGCUUUUCCUCCGUGCAUGUGCACUGCAUUUUCAUGGUUUGUCAUCAUGCAUGACUACAGUCAAGCCAGGGUUCAAAAUAACGCCUGGUCGUUGUCUGGCCUAGAUGACAUUUUGUCCGGUCAAACUUUCCAAAACACUCCUCCUAAACUUCCAUCAUUCCACAAUGUCUCUGUAAAAUUUUAUCUUAAUUGCCUCUAAAACAGCUGAGAUAUAAGCUUUUUAAAAUAUGUAGCGCAAGCAAACGUUUGCCUAUGAAUUUAUUCAUAGAUAGGUUUCACCCGCGGCCUUGAGCCCCCUUAUUUUGUAUAAAGUACUAGAUAAUCACUGAUCAGCCAAUUGACUUUCAUUUUUGCAGUUAAUAAAUAUUGAUUGAUCAUAGCCUGCUUGCAAGCUCUCCGUUUAUGGCGAGCGAACUCGCGAGCGAGCGACGAAUCUCGCACUCGCGUCUCCUUUCGCCUGCUGCUCUCGCAUGACUUCUCGCGACUCACCCAAAUGGAGAGCCUGCUCGCAGACUAGAUUGAUCAAUACAUAACACCAAUCCCUCAUGCGAUUUUCAGACGUUUACUCUGAAUCCUGGUAUCCACACAAUAUCCUUACGUCAAGUAGAAAAAGGCUUCCGCCUCCUAAAGCUUGCUGUUGUACCAGUCACCAUAUCUGUGUGGACUGACUUAGGAAUGCAGAGUCGGUAUAUUCCAGACAGCUUUCUAGAUGGCCAUCCUUCCUCUCAUCCACCAGCAAGAUUUGGUCGAAUUCAUGCUAAAGGUUGGAUCCUUACUUAAACACCUGAUUGAACGAUGAGGCCUUAUGGAUUUUUUGGGUGAACUGAAGUUUAUUAGCAUUGCAAAUUCAAAUUUCUUACAAGGCUAAGUCUACAUGAAUCCGGAUAUCCAAAUUCGGUCACCUAAACCGGUUUAAGACCCGUCCAUGCGAAUCCGGGUAAAGAACAUGCGGUGUUAAAAAUCUCCGGACUCGUGUGGACAUGACCCAAAAGAGCUUACAUUAUCACAAGCUACUCGCGUCGUUACAUUAGCCCAAUGUAGUAGUUGAAUGCCCCUCUCAAAGAAGAAUUGUUUUGCAGAUUGCGAAUUCGAAAAAUAGACUUGAGUGAAUUUUCCGGACUUCACAUGAUGUUGAUCGGCAAUUGAACUACAACACUAGAUCUCGUUUUCAUACAUAAUACCGUAAAAAACGCAUACUUGUAGCCUUUAAAAUGUAGCCUUUUAAGUCUUUGCCGAACAAGCCAUUCGCUUCAAAAAGCUGUUCCUUUAUCUUAAACUCCUCCAUCUCACUAUGAGAAUAGCCUGCGUAGCCGCGGCGCUCGCUUCCCGUGGCAUAGCCACGAGAAUGGUAUCUUGUGUACAGACCCCUACCCCUCCCCUCAGGAGGAGGGGAGGGGUUGGGGGGUCUGUUUACAGGCUACGAGAAUGGCGGGUUCGCCGCCAAACUCCCACACGCAAAAACAAUCCCUCCAGCUGCGCAGGUUACUAUGAGAGAGAUGGCAUCUAUCGAACCACGUCGUGAGUCCCGGAUUGUCCAAAGAUGUUAAACUUGACAUUUCUGGUUUAAAUUUCCCACUCCACCCAGGCAAUGGUCAAAUUACCCACUCCGCUGGCACAAGUGACGGUCCAAUGCCCUGGGCUUGCCCCAGAAGGAGGGGCGGGGGGUUUGUUGAAGUUUCAAAUUGAUCGGCACAAAAGUCAACAGAAUCACCUGUUUCUUCGGUGCUCGUUAUAGAGCGUAACCACAUCGCAAAGGUACACUUGAAAAGUUUUUUUGGAAUGAGUUCAGAAACAAAGUACUCCGAAAAUUUGCAUCUGCAAGAGAAGCUCAUGAUAAUCAGAAUAAUGUGAGCUCUUUAGGGUAAAAAAAAAUUGAAUUUCCUGUGUUAAAAAAGGUAUUCCCAUAAGUCCUUGAAGCCUCAUCAUUCAUGGUUUCUACUUUUUAAGCGACUUUUUUCAGUCAGGUAUAUUCAGUUUAUGCUAUCAGGGCUGUCACUAAGAUUUCAAGUGGCCAGGUACUAUUUAAUCAAAAGGCGCAGUAAUUAACAGCUAGAAGAUUCCACUAGUCCUAUUUUCUGUUUGUUUCCUAUGAACGUAGCGGGGGAAUAACUGAGGAUAAUCUUCAGCCACGCCCUUAAUGACAGCCCUGUGCUAUGAUAAGAGAAAACUGGCGGCAUUAUUACUUUUCUCUUAUGGUUUUGUUAACUGGACCUCUUUGCGAAUAGGCGAAUCUUUGUUCACAUCUUUAGCCUCAUCAGCAUAUGCCUUUCAUUCUCUUAUCAAGCUUAUUGAAAUAAACUAUCUUCUCAUUGAUAUAUAAAUAUGGAAUGAGUAUAACAAUUUCCGUUGUCUGUGAAAAUUUGAGCCCGAUAAUUAACAAUUAGUCGCCGUAGGCGACGUGAAUAUCCGCGAAUAGUCACCGAGACGAAGUCAAGGUGACUAUUCGCCGAUUUUCACGUCGCCUGAGGCGAGUUAUUGUUUUAGUAUAAUUACAUUGAUGAUUAUUCGAGAAAAUAAAAUUAUUGAUCAAUAUCUGACUCCGAAACAUCAACACAUCUGGCUGCCAUUUUGAAAACUGCUAGCCUUCAAUGUUAUAAUCACCGCGCGGUGAUUAUAGCGGGAUGAAGCGAAGCUCCUAGCCAAUCAUAGCGCUCUAUUUUCGAUAAUCAUCAAAUGCAAUUAUACUAAUGUAAAAUAGUUUCGGAUACAAGAUGUAUGGGCUCAUUAUAAACGUUUUUGCCACCCAGCAAUUUCGCAGUUUACGAUGGCUGCUAUUUCCUUUGUUAUUGCUUGCAAAGAGCUGAAAAUUGCACAAAUUGCUAAAAUUGGCCAACUCUUGCAGCUUUUGAAUUUAAUUCGUGCAUACGAUGACCUCUUUCAUAAGUUAACUCGAAUGCUAAUGAGCAAAAAUGUAAACAAUGACGGCAGUAAAGAUUCGUCUGUAGCCGGGCCACUUUCACGAUGAUGUCAAUUAACUACAGCAACAAGAACUCACUUCUUUCAAUGGUAUUUUCUAGGGUAUGUUAUGAUAUUGACACUAUCACAUGAGAUGCAUUUAGAGUUGCUGGAGUAAUGGGUUUUGUAAUGAGUUUCCAAGGGAGCGAGAAUCAAAGUUCCCUUUUGUAAAAAAAUCAAGAUUUUAAUACAAAUAUUGUUGUUGAGAUAUCAGCUCUGUUAUGCUGUGAUGAUUCGAAUGGCAUCAUCGGAGUGAAAAAAAGGUGAUAACACCUCACCAUGAAACUGUAGGGAAAAACUGGUUUUUGCUAUAGCCUGUUCCAGGUGUUCAGAUUGACGAAAAGAUGUGAGUAGGGAAAACAGCGAGGGGGUGGGGUAGGUAGGGGUGAGAGUCCUUUCCUAUCUCCCUCUCCCUCUCUUCCUCCUUUUUUUGUUUUGUUUUGUUUUUUUGUUUUGUUUUUCCUUGCUCUAUGACUUCGUGCCGCACUCUUCUAUCUGAACGCCUGGAACAGGCCAUUUUCACUGAGGACGCAUUUCCAUCUUGUAUUUAUAGAUCCAGCAGUCUAGGAUUUUUGGCGUCAUCACUUUUUUGGACUGGACUGUCAAUACAUAAUGAUUUGGAGAGGCAUAAGCAUGUUAAAACUGGCGAAAUAAAGUUCCGACGUUUCGGCUACCUUAUGACGCCAUUAUUAAGGAAUGGAAAUAAAUGCGAGUUCAAAAGGAGUUAAAGUACUCUAAAUUUACAUAAGUGAAAAUUAAAGCCAGACAAAGACUUUAGCACGGAUUAAAUCCGUUUCCACGUUCAGAGGCGGUCUUCAUUGUUUGAUGUAACAAGACAGUCAAAUUUGUUCUUGCAUUUUUUCAGCACUCUAAAGCAGCUGAGAAGGUCCUCAGGGACGGUGCCGACUAUUUCCCUUUCGUAAACUGUCGUUGCCAUUUCAACGGUGGAUGCAACCAUUGGUAGCCGAGCCUUUAGUCGUGAUAGAUGUAAUAUAUUUCCUGGAUUAAGUUACAAUAAAGCAAAUAAUAUGUUUUCAAAUAGUCUUAGAAAGAACGACCUUGAAGCCUAAGUUGAAUUUACGUUAAAAGUUAUUGAAAGGGCUAAGGCUGUUAUUGAUGUAACAGUUAAGAAAGACAGGUGCUAGUUUAUAUACUUAAAUUUUUUUUGAAUUUUGGUGGUCUGUGUGGUAGUGUAGUGGUAAGGAAGAGAGAUUGGGAUUUGAGGUCCGGGUUCGAUCCUGGGACGCGAUUUUCUUUCUUUUUAAUAGAAACGCUCUCAAUGACAGGUCAAAAAAUUUUCUAAGUGUCUUAAAAAUGGCAGCGACCGUUUACGAAAGGGACAACUGCGACGGCGCCUGCGUGGUCUGUAUCGAUCGUAGUGUUUGCGCACGUAAAAUGAUGUGACCAUUUUUGAUGAACUGUUGAUGACAGUAACUGACCUUUAACAGUCUGUAUGGCUGCUGUUAUCUUUAAUCUAAAUUGUAACCUUUGUUUAAAUCAUUUUAGAUGCUUGGUGUUCCACAGACCAAAAUCCAGGGUUCGUGUACUUCCAGGUUAAGCUGCCACAGCUGGCUCUUGUUUCACGUAUAUCAGUGCAAGGUGGCCGGGAUAUUCUGCUAAGUCAAAACAACUACUGGAUCAAAAGGUAACCUAAGGGCUGUUUACAUGGAGGGAGGGAGAUCUUAGCACCAGGAAAAUCCUAGAAGGCGGAUCAACUUAGCGCCAUAUGUUUUCUGUAUUCAGUUCACAAACAAGGGUUGCACUGUUCCCUAGCGUUAGGAUCUUCUUAGCACUAUGAUCUUCUUAGCUGAGGGGUAGGAAGAUCCUAGCACCAUGUAAACUACUUUCGCUAGAAAGAUCCUAGUACUAGGGACAAACCAGAGAAAAAUGACGGUGGGUCGUUCAAACCGGUGAUUUCCACUGGAGUUACCACGUGCUGAUUAUUGUGAUAAUUCUGUUGUAUUUAGCACGAAAGUACCUAGUUGGGGACACUAUUUCUACGUCUCCUACUGGAGACGGGACCACCAGUUUACGUGGUCGUCUGAGCCACACGAAGGUCUAGCCAUCUGCAGGGGAAAGGCAGUACCUUCAUUCAGGGUGUCCAGUUCCAAUUUUUCCCUAUUUUUUAAGCCUAUUCCUAUUUUCUCCUAUUUUUUAACUAAAACCUCCUAUUUUUCCUAUUUUUUAACUUGUGAAGCCCAAAUUUGUAACAAAAUUGAAAAUGAAAUUAUAGUUGUAUGUGUUUUAGAGUGAGAUUUAGCAUAAAGCAAGUUGAUGUUCUAAUAUUACCAAAAGUAAUAGUUACAUUUGUUCUUUCCAUGAUCUCUAUUGCUUUUUUGAGUUCUGUUAACGACUGUGUUAUGUUGUUACUUUUUGUAUGAUUUUCUAGUGCACCUACAUGUAUUGUAUGUAUAGAGAAUACUUCAUGGAAAGUGCUGGCGUACGGUAUUUACGCACGAGUUGUUGAGGUAUCAGAAAUCGAACGAGUGAGAGCAGCGAACGAGUACGAUUUCUGAUACAAAAACGAGUGCGUAAAUACAGUACAAAGCACUUUCCAUGUGAUUUUGUGUUUAUUAUAUACAUACUGAGACAUUCAUCAUUUUGGCGGCCUUUUUAUUUUAAAUCUUUCAAAAAUGCAAAAUUUGCCGCUACACACUUACCGCAAAAUGACAACGAAAACGAAGUAUCAGCUUUUUAGUAAAAACGUUUGUUAAAAACAGAAAUGACGGUGAGGAUAUGAUGUAAUCCAAGAACUAUAAGUAAUCUUAACUGUUUCUUCUCAAUGCACAAUUGAAAAUGAGUGAAUUUAAGUAAAAUGGCCGGUUUCAAUAUAAGCUUAAGCUUAAAUGAAAAGCAAAGUAGCUCCGACGAAAAGCACAACAAAAGCUUACGUCUCGUUCUGUUUCUCCCUUUCCGCUGUUGUUUCGCCGCCCCUCUACCGUUUUCUUUAUCGACAGUGAAACAAACGAAACUAUUCCACUCCAUUUCCGAAAUGUUUUUCACUUUUUUAGCGAGAAAAACUCUUUGACUAAAACUUUUCUCGUUGAAUGUGUGCGAAGCGGCGCUGCAAGCUGCAAUAAAAGGCGGAAAUUUUGGCGCGAAACACAAACACCUCUGUGGCUUCUGAUUGGACGUAUCAUUUUUCUCACAUGUGAAAAAACAUCGUUCGCGAUUCUGAUUGGACGUAUCAUUUUUUUCACGUGUAAAAACCAUCGUUCGCUCCUCUGAUUGGCUAGAACUCAUUUGCGUACGAAAAUUUACGUAUACAAUGUACUUCUCAUGACUGUCGAAUAAUAUUGUGCAUAGCCCACUGAAACUGCAUUUCAGUAUUUGGACAUGUUAUAUUUUAUUUCGAAGUCUUGCUCGCUUUAUGUUCAUCUUUGAAACUGAAAACAGGAUCCAGUUGUCCUCUCACAACACAGGUCAGAUAAAUCAUCCAAUCAGCUUCUUGUUUAAAAAACCAAUCACUAGCUGGAUUCUGGAUGCUACAUGAAAAGAACAGACUCAAGUUACGUUUACGGCACUAGCUCUCUUACUGAGCCCUUGUUAACAGCUAUUCCUAAGCAACUGACGAAGGAUCUAAUAUUUUGAUUGCAAAACCGGUCUUGCAGUCAUAGCUAAGCAGAGUGUUACGUUCUUCUUAGAAGUUAACCAUGACACACUUACAAUCUGAUACCAAAUAGAUUAGUGUCAUUUUGCGUACACCGCGGAAAGCCUGGUUCCGUAAUUACAUGUAAAACUAUGCGGUCUUUUGAUUCAAACAAGCAUAUUUUCAACCAGCUACCGAUUGCAGAUUAAUGGACGGAAAGCUUUCCAUAGGACUUUUUAGUCCUAGUUCGAUAUCCUUCAAUAACAACGCAAUCAUAAGAAAUUUCUAUCCUAAGAACUUCAUUCUUCGAAGUUUUUCAAAGAUUUGCGGCCAAUUAGCUCGAAGGGAAUUUACAUAUGAUUACCUUUGAUUAUAGAACCACGCUCGACCUGUAAUCAAGCAUAUCAUUCUGAUUACAGAGUAACUGAGCCAAUAAACUAAACGUUCAAAUAUUGAUCACUCCUUCUAAACCGCGAAAGUUGAUCUAAAUCCUGCGAACGUAGGAGCUGAGGACUCGUAGCCUUUAUUACAACCCUAAUGGGGUGCAGGGAGACUAUCUUUGUGGACGAAAGUACUAUUGAUUUUCCUAUUUUUCUCCUAUUUUUUAAUACAAAGUUUCCUAUUUUUCCUAUUUUCUCAAUCCUGAGUUUCCUAUUUUCUUAUUUUUUUGAGCAUCCAUGGCACUGGACACCCUGUUCAUUUCUCAGUUAUUUUGAGACCCUGAGUAAUGGUCAGGCCCCGGGAAUUGAACCCAGGACCUCCCGCUCCGCAGUCAAGCGCUCUACUGACUGAGCUGAUCCUGCCGCGUUUAAAUCCUGCCGGGUUAGUUAUUAACGCUUAGUAAAGAGAACAGAAGAACCCAAAUUACAUAUUUGUUUUUGUCGCCCGCCAUCUUUAAUUCCUUCUUUACAUGGGCACCACACGGACCGAAAUUUCUACAUGUAAAUCCAACGAAAAGUUGUCCCGCCUUAUAGGAUCUUGCUUUUACUUUGAUCUUCCGCCCUCCAUAUAAACAGCGCCCCUUAGCAGCUAAUUGCUACUUAUUUGAAAUAAGCCCUGAGAUGCUUGAAGGGCACGAAACCUACUCUUUAGAGGUCUUGGUUGUUUACCAUAACUUUUGCAUGAGCAAACCGGUCGUUUCACAUUUUGAGCAAAUGGUUAUGAUACAUUUGACAAAGAAAAAUUAGUGACUUGGAGUAAUCGCGAUGAAGACUUAAAGAACGUAAAUUCACUUUUUUCAGCGACGUUUCGCCGCCGUCGCCGUCGCCGUCUUCUGAUCUUAAUUAACGUCCCCACUUUUUUUUUCCCUAGACGUGGCGCUCAUCACAGACUCAUGUUUGAGAUGAGGCUCUCGUCUUGCCCAGGAAGAGAGGUUGGUAACCUACUUUUGAGCACUACUGUAUUUUCUGUAGUUUCAGAAUGAAGAUCUCUUUAGAUGGUGAAAAAUACACCUGGUACAGGGACACUAAAGGUGCAAAAGGUCGACGCAAAUUUGAAGCUAAUAGAGGUACAACUUGGUAAUACAGCCACCUGUAAAACAUACGCUUACCCGCAACUAAGAACCUGUUUAUUAAGAACUGGCUAGGCUAAAAUUUACCUGUUAGGCUCACUCUAUACAAGAACCUGUUUAGCCUAAGAUUUGGAAAAGGUUCCUAUUUUCUAAAGUCUACAAAAAAAUUCUGUACGAUUGGCAAAUAAGAUAAGUCAGCAUUCAGUUUCUUCUUUGGAGGCAUAGCUGCCCUAUCACUCCAAUUGCAAUGCAGUGGUAUGUAGAUUUUAUAUAAGGAAUAAGGUAAAUACCACUUAAUGCUCUAAGCUACAAUGUAUUUUUUUCUUAUUCAGAAAAUAAGAACUUAUUUGAGAACCAAAAUAGCCUAAGGUUGUGCUAAUAACCAUUUAUGUUAGAACCGUUUAGGCUAAGUUGGGAAAAUGCAGGUUCUUAGUGGCGGGUUUUUUACUGUAUGUGAAAUUAUCCCGCACAUCAUUAACCUUUGCUGGUUUUAGUUACUUUACAUGCGUACGGAAAGGUAUGAUGUACAUGUUACAGGUCAAAUUUGAUUUCAGGUCACGUAAAAUUUUUUAACCUAGGUUGAUUCUCAAUUUCCUUUGUCUUCUAGGGCUCGGAGACAAUUGAAACUGAAAGUUAACCCAUUAGGUCAUAUCAAAAUCAACCUGAAAUCAAGUUUGACCUGUAAUAUAACACAUAUAGUCAUUUUGCUUGUUUUUUGUUUUUUGUUUUUAAUAACCUUUUAUCUUGAUGUAUCGUUUUCAAUUCGUGAAUAUCAGAAGGGAUUCGUUUUACGCAGAAAAUCCGGCUAAUUAUGCCUAGGGAUGGAUAAAUUCAAAGACGGUAAGGCCAUUUCUCGACUGACAGUCUAAAAUAUUAUUGUCAAAGAGAGACGAUCCACAAGUUCUUCACAACUCAGGGUGUAUUUCUGCGUGUGUCAAGUUUCAUGCUCCCCGCGUAGCAAAUGCUUUCAGUUUGGCUCGAAAAUCAAAGCGAAUUUUGUUUUUCAUAUGUUGUUUCUCACUCAUUCAGUUUCGCUUAAACGAUAUUUGUGGAAAGUGGUGUCUGAAUCUAAGAAGUUGCGAAAGUUACCGAGUAGCCUGUGCCAGGCCCUCAGAUAGUAGGGAUGUCGCGAAAAGACGUGCGUUUUUUACAUCACUUUUUACUGCACGACUGUGCUAUUAUUUUGGAGCCUGGAGCAGACUAGAUACCGAGCAGAUGCUGAAGUAACAAACGUCAUUUCUCGAUUACGAAAGAUGAUGGAAAAAUCAUGGGAUUUAUUGGAAACAGCGUCCAUUUGGGAUAAACAAACAAACAAACUUGUGAAUAAAGCUGCCAACGAUUCCGCCCGGGUUAGCGGGCAAGAUCGUAAAAAACUGCCCGCUCUCGGAACCAAUCAGAUUGCAGGAUUUGGAGGAUUCCGCCCGCUCGCAAGCUUAGAAAAAAAUAAAAUACGAUAUUGGACGAUGCAGACGCUGCGAAUCGUAAUAACUUUGUCCCAUCUCAGAGCUUUUCGUGAUGCUCUCCGGGAAACUUUCCUCAAGGUGACCAAUGUCUAAAAGUAAACUGCUAAACGGCACCGAAACCAGCUUCAGGCGCGCACUGAUUUCAAAUAACUGUCACUUGUAUUAAAGAGAGAAUUGUGGGUAGGGACAAAAAAAAAAAUUGGGAGGGAGUGGGGGGGGGGGGGGGUGGGAGUGGGGGGGGGGGGUAAGAUAAUUCUGUCAACAUCCACCUUCUACAAAAAUCCCUAACCACAAAACCAGCGAAAAAACAUAGCCAAACAACACAGUAAACAAGCUAUUAGACAGGAGAAGUUGAAAAAAAUUACAAAAUGUUUGCUAACCCGGUUUUCACAACUCCAGGUAGACUUAUAAAAUACGUUGUAAUAAUUUAUGCAUUUGGUUCAGUGAAUGAAAAGUUCGGCAUCUGAAUCAAAGUCGUUUCAAAGUCGCUCCAAAGGCGAAAUUCCCGGUCGGGCUAGGCAAAAAGAACGGCUGAGCCGUUCCAAAUUGAAACAGGCGUUCCUAAUUGACUCAGACGCCGAACUUUUCAUGUACUUAAUUCAAUGUAUUAGGUUCGGCUCAUGAAAAGUUCGGCGUCUAAACCGGGCCUAACUGUACUUUGAACUUUCAUACUCUAGAUGGCUCAACUAUACAAAAUCAUACUUUGAUGUUUGCUGCUCCGGUUCGUGGGAUAAGAAUCUACCCAACGGAAUGGGAAAACUGGAUUUGCUUACGUGCAGAGCUGUAUGGAUUUUAUUUGGGCAGUGAAAUGUGUGCUUCCAGUGGCCCUGUGGAUGCAACAAGCUCAUCUUGUGUUGGGGAUAGAAACUGCGGUCAGAAUGCCGAGUGUACUACAGUUCCAAGUCAGGGUACGUACAUGAAGACAACAACAACAACAACAACAAUAUUGGUUUGCAUUCCCUUUUACAUACUGGCAUUACAGAAAACAAAAAAUAAAAUAAAAAUGAAUAAAGGAUAAUAGUAGAAAAAUACAGCAAUGAAAUUGCAAAAUAAAUAGUCAAUAAUAAUUAGUUACAAUAUCUUGACUUUUGUUUCCUUUUCUUGAAAGAUUCGAAAACAAAAUAACCUAAUUUUUUACAAAUAUAAGGGUCUACUUUAUUACAAAGGAAUAAUAUUUUGUCUUGUUCAUUUAGAGUAUUAAAGAUAGCAUAUUUCGAGAUUAUAUAAUUAAAAAACGUUUUCCGUAUACACGAAUAAGAAUUACAGUGAAGUAGAAAGUGAACCUCAUUUUCGACCUCAUUAAAUGAACAAUUUUUGCAAAUUCUUAGAUUUUUCCGGAAGUUUCGGGACAGAAUGUCUGCAUGUACAUGUUUAUUUCAAAAUGUUGUUCCUUUUAAGUUUUGGGCAAACAAAUGUGAUGUCCCGGUUAACUCACAAGGUAAAGGUCAUUAUGUUUCGUGGACUCGGUAACUAGUAAUAAUAUUUAAACUGACAGACCUGAGGCUGACAGUGGGAAUCGAAUUCGAAACCUCCCUCACAAGAGGCCGCGUACUAAACGACAGAUCCUUGCUCACUGAUGAGGACCUUAAGAUUUAGAUGAAAAUGUUCAGUGGUUUCAAAAUAAAUUGAAGGGGCGCUUAAAAAAGACCGUUACAGUACAGUACUGCGACCGGGGAGUUCUAGUCGUUAAGUUUAUACACUGUAAUAAAUGAACCGUGGAGUUACGUUUGAAACGUGAUAACGUAUUUAUUGGCCAGAAAGUUUAUUUAAGGUAAUUCCCUUUGAAAAGGAUGUAGUACCAAGAUUUUUUUCAAACUUGGCACAAUUGACAGCCAUAUAUAGGACAAUGAAAAACGUCAAUAAAAAGAUGGGGUCACUGUCACAUACCCCCUCUUGACCAAAAGGAAAAAUGACAAACGCCCUCCUCCCCUCCCCAGACUAAAUGAGGAAAGUGAAAUAUGGGCAAUAUGAUGAAAUGGUGCAGAGAUUAGUAGAAAACAAAAACAAGAGGUAACCAAAGGUUCACAGAUUUUAGUGUUUCUGGUGUAAAUUGUGUAAAUGAAAGAAAGUUGUAAGAGAUUAAAGCUAGCUGUGUCUCCCUGGGAAAUUGCAUACCGGGGCCAUGUGGCAGCUUAUAGAUUCAAUAAUAAAAUACUGUUAUCUCUAUUAAGUUAAAUUUGGGACCUAGAUUAGCUAAGAACAAGCCCAAGUCAAAAGAAAACAAACAAAGAAAAAGCCAGCAAAAGGCAGAAGAAGAGCUAUAAAACUGGUGCCAACGAUAUUAAAUGGCCUGAUCAGUUAAGCACAAAAAGAAAAGGGAAUUCAUUGCAAGUCAGCUAACCUCUGAAGAAAGGUUCAAAUACUUUACAUUCAGUGAAAUAUAAAUCUCUUUAAAACAGGAGAUGGAAGUAAAUUUACUAUUUUUAAUUAUUAUGGCCAAAUUGCCAGCUGGAGCAUUGCAUCACCAAGACAAAAAAAAAUGAACACAAUACUUGUUAUGCAUCAGGUCAAAAUUUACCUUGGUUCAAGUUUAUUUUCCUUUUACCAGGGAAUGGUAAGGUCUAUGAAAAUUAGUUUUUACAAAAGAAAAAUAUAAUUUGAGAUCAGUGGCAGUUUGCCUACUCCACAGAAAGCUUCAGGUUCUGUACUAAAAACUAUGUGGUCGUUUGGCUCAAACAAGCAUCAAUUCUCAACCAGCUACCGCUUGUGGCUUAAUAGAAAGAAAGCCUUCUACAGACAUUGUAGUCCUUCAUCGAUAUCAUUUAAUGACACCGCAAUCGUAAGAAGUUUCUAUCCUAAGAAAUUCCAUCCUUGAUGUAAAUCAAAGAAGCUUUCUAAAGAUUUGCCGCCAACUUAAUGGGAAUUUGCAUAUGAUCACUUUUGAUUAAAGAACCGUGCUCGACCUGUAGUCAUUCUGAUUGAAGCGUAACUGCAGAGCCAACAAACCAAAUAUUACUGAUCGUUUUUACUCCUUCUAAGUUGCGAAAGUUGAUUUAAGCCUUGCGAACAUAGAAGCUGAGGACUUAAUCAUAACUUUAAAACCUUUGAAAGAGAGAAAGGGUUAAUUUUGAUGAUAAUGAUGGUAGAUAGAUAGUUAGAUAACUUUAUUUAAACACGGUUAAAAUUCCUUCAGCAUGUACAAAAAAAAAAAAUCUAAGAUCUAUUAUACCUAACUAAACUAACUCUGAUUAAAAAUAUAUUCAUAAAAUUUUAACUACCUAGCUAUUUACAAUUAAAAGCUGCUUUUCAAGGAUGCCGUGUAAAACUGUAUUAAUGUAUGAUCUGAUUCAAAACUGUUGCGACACAGUUUGCGUUUAAAAUCAUGUAAAGAAUCUGCAGAUCUUAAAUCAUGGGAUAGGCUGUGCUACAGCUUAGCUCCGCUAUAGGAGAAACUUUUCUUUAAAUAAUUGGUACGGGGCAGCGGAAGGACUAAUUUAUUUUCAGUAUUCCUCAAUCGAUAAGAAGUUAUUUCGUCACGAGAUACAAAUUUAGAUGUUAGAUAGUCGGGAGUCAUCCCAUGUACGGUUUUAUACAUCAUAAUAGCCGUCGAUACUUGUCUUUGGUGUUUAAGCUUACGCCAACCCAGUGCCAGGAACAAAUCGUCCACAUUACAAUCAGAAUUAGCGGACAUUAGAAUACGGGCUGCACGAUUUUGGAGCCUCUGCAGCUUAUCGGAAAGACCAAUGCCGCAGUUGCUCCAUACGACAUUACAGUAAUCAAAAUGCGGUUGAAUUAAACUGUCGUAAACAUUAAUUAAUACAUUAAAAGGAAUAAGAUGUCGUAUUCUUUUAAUUGCACCCAAAGCAGAAGCAAUCUUUUUACAAAUACUCUGUAUGUGGCAUUCCCAGCUUAAGUUUUGGUCAAUAUGCACUCCAAGAGAUUUUGCCGUUGACACUUGCAUCACGGGAUGGUCGUUUAUCAUAAAAGAAGGAGUUUCAGAAAGCUUUGAUAGCUUCUGCCUCGACCCAACUAACAUAAACUCAGUUUUAGUCAAGUUAAGGGUCAGUUUGUUAGCCGAUAGCCAUAUAUACACCUUGUUUAAAUCGUCGUUAACGCAGUCAUUUAUGAGUUUUAAAUCUGCGCUGGCAUAGGUUAGGCUGGUGUCAUCGGCAUACAUUCUAGGUUGUGAAAAAUGCAAGCAAUUAGGUAGGUCAUUAAUAUACAGUAAAAACAAUAAAGGUCCAAGAAUUGUUCCCUGGGGAACACCACAUGUAACUAAUUUUGGGUUUGACAUUGAGCAAUUAAUUUGGCAAGUUUGGGUACGAUUGUUUAAAUACGAAGUAAACCAUUCGUGACAGGAACCGCGUAAUCCAUAAUAUUGUAAUUUCGUUAAUAAGAUAUGAUGAUCAACUGUGUCGAAAGCCUUUUUUAAGUCUAAGAAGACAACGGCAUUGACAAGGCCACGAUCAACGUUCACUGCCCAGCUAUCGGUAGCUUCGAGUAAUGCGGUUACAGUAGAAUGUAAAGAACGAAAACCAGAUUGGUAACGGGAUAGAAUACGAUUCUCAGUAAGAUAGUGAUACAACUGGUCGUAGACUACCCGUUCAAAUACUUUGGCCACGACUGGGAUCACCGAUAUUGGUCGAUAAUUGGUGGGAUCAUUUCGUUUACCAGAAUUUUUAUACAAUGGAGUAACCCUAGCCGACUUCCACUCAUCGGGAAAAAUUCCUGUCAACAGUGAUUGAUUAAAUAUUAAAGUAAGAGACUCGGCAAUUAGAUCAGGGCACUCCCUUAAUAAUUUAGCUGAUAUACUAUCUAAUCCAGUGGCCUUUGAUUUACAAAGUUUUGAAAGGAGAGAAUAAAUAUGAGCAGAUGUUAUUUCCUUGAAGACAAACUCAUUAGAAGUUCCACAAAGAAACUCUUCGUAGGUGGUAUCAACAUUCGAAACAUUUCGACUAAGCCUUGGUCCAAUCUCAGUGAAGAAAGUGUUCAACAAUUCAGCAACUUCUGCUUGAUUGCUCGAUUUUAGUCCCUGAUAUUGUAUUUCAUUUAAUAUUGUUUUAUUAGAUUUGCGGGAAGUCAAUUCAUUGAUGGUCUUCCAGGUCUUACGUUGAUCACCGGCAUAAUUAUUAAAAGAAUUAUUAUAAUAGGCCCGUGAUGAGGAUGAUGAUGAUUAUAAUGAUGAUGAUGAUAAUGAAACAAUCUGUGACGUUAUUAAUAGAAGCAGGAUAAAAGUAAAGGUGGUAAUGAUAAUGUAGAUAGAGCUGAGCAAGCGCGUUUGCAUCGAUCUCGCCAGCAGUCUCGAUCUGUCUCCCUAACCUGUGGUAAUAACCAGUAAUAUUUUGUAUAUUUUUAUAUAUUUUCUCCCUUGUCACAGAUUAUAGCAACAACAUACUGAACGUCUCUGGUGAAUCUUGUCAGUGUUACCAUGGAUAUCAUGGCCCCAGUUGUGAACAUUAUGGUUGCUCAUCCAACCCUUGUCUGAAUGGCGGCAACUGCUUUGAGGCAAACGGCACAUUUAAUUGCAAUUGUCUGUUUGGCUACUAUGGCAAUACCUGCCAACAUCCUUGUAAAUCAGGUUACUAUGGUUUCAAUUGCUCUUAUAAAUGUAAUUGCACGGAACAUGGCAGCUGUGAUGUAGCCACGGGUCAUUGCCAUUGCAGGCGAGGUUAUUAUGGGGAAAGCUGCGAAAAGGUCUGCAGUCCUGGCUAUUUUGGUUACAACUGUGCGCAGAGAUGUCAGUGCAAGAACAGUGCAUCAUGUGAUCCUAAACUAGGGUCGUGUAACUGUACCGCAGGGUGGACUGGAGAGGUGUGCGAUAAGCCCUGCCCAUUGAAUACAUGGGGUGUCAGCUGCUCCCAGAACUGUUCUUGUCAGAAGUCGGCCUUGUUUUGUAACAGAUUUACAGGGAACUGCAUUUGCUUGCCAGGAUAUCACGGAGAGUAAGUUCAAGGACUUUUCUUCGAAAGAUGCCUUAUACGUGUUUCUAUUCCCCCUGAAAAUGAUGCUAUUCAGUGACAGAGUUAGGCCCAGCUGCAUGUCACAGUUACCCAUUUUUAGUAAAAUCCAACAAGUGGUCUAUUAUCAAUGAUGCGUUCUGAUUGGUUGGGCUGCUACUAGGCUAUAUGUUAUAGCCCACUAGUAGCGAAAGCGCCAGCUUUUUGGCGGCCAAAAAAGGAUUAGUCUAGCUUUAACCAGCUAAAGUUGUUUUGUCUCGAUAUUUUUGACCAGCUAGUUGGAUUUUACUAAAACAAUUAUUCCUCUCGCCCUCAUGGGCUCUGAGUCAAUAGCCCAUUCGGCCUUCAGCCUCAUGGGCUAUUGACUCAGAGCCCAUUUUGGCUCGAGGAAUAAUUGUUAAAUACACGUAGGAUAUCAAAUCGGACUCGUGCAUAUGAUUUCAGACCAAAUUACACUCCAUUCAGAUCAAUUACCAUUAUUAAUUGGAUAUUUGACAGCCACAGUUUCUAAUCAAUGUAAUUAAAUGUUCCCAACUGAACUGCUAACCGAGUGGAGGUUUUCUCAUACACAGCGACAUCAACGCCUGAUGGAUAUCAAUAGUUAGUGCUCAAAAUAUCACAGUGACUUUCGUGAGACAAUCGAUAAACGAGCCCUCUCAUGAUGUCCGGGAUCAGCAGUCGGAUGUAAUGACCCUCUAGGCCCCAAUAGCACUACCGUAAAUGAUCUAAUUGACACCCGUUCUUAUUUAAACGCUUGUUGCCUAAUAAAUACCCCUUUACGAUGUUAAGUUUCUAUAUAAUAGACGCCCUCCGUGAAAGUUACUCCAAAAUACUUGGAAUUAGCAAAAAGGAGCAACAUGAUUUAAUUUAUUCAGCUUCUUGCUUGAUUAACAAAUGUUUGCGCAUUGCGUCUUGUUCAAUGUCAAGUUCAAAAUAAGAACAGACUGAUGAUAACAACGCAAUCACCCUGAACAAGGAUUCUGACCUCGAAGGUGAAAUUUGAAAGAGCGAUAUGGAUUGCUAAACGCCUCCUAUUUAGUAAAGGUCCCCUCUUGGACCUCCAAAAUUAAAUUAACCCUUUCACUGCCAAAUGUAGCCAAAGGCAAAUUUCGACCAGAUUUCCAAAUUUCAUUUUGUAAAAUUUUGAAAAACAAAUAGCACCAUGUGUAAGUACAGGUAGAGAGCUUUCAUUUGAAUGGUCACAUCAAAGGAUUUCGACCACAGACUCAAAAGUUAAAGUCACCUUACAAAUCUCCAUCAAACAUUCUGGCAGUGAAAGGGUUAACGCAGCGAGUGUCAAGUGGAUCAUUUACGGUAUGCAUAUUCCCCAAACUAAUCUCUAUACAUUGUUUUAUGUUACUGAUGCGAUCAAGAGCUUUUUAGUUCAUCAUUUCUUUAUUCUCAUGACCUUUCUGUUUGAUUCAGUAGUGGAACGGUAAAGAAAAAGUUUGAUACUGGUCUCCCUUCUCACGGGUCGGAGGAUUAAACACUAGACCAUUACCAUUCCGCUAAUAUACCCCUAGAAAGGCAUUAAUAACGUUUUCUCAUUUGCACAGUGAAUGUCAAUAUCCUUGUCCAUCGGGAACGUAUGGCGUCAACUGCAGUUACGAUUGCAAGUGCCAGAACAAUGCAACAUGUUCCAGAAUAGAUGGUACCUGCAACUGUACCCAACCAGGAUGGGCAGGAGUGCUCUGCAAUCGACCCUGCCCUGGGGGAUCAUACGGGGUCAACUGUCUUCGUAAGUGCGAAUGUCGAAAUGGAGGAGCGUGUGAUCGCAAGACAGGUCAGUUUUAUGUACACGUACCUGUGAUAUUCAUGUGUUUGAAUACUUACAAGUAGUCAACCCUCUCUCAGGGUUGAUUUCCACUCCCGCGUAUUAAAUUUUCACGUCCGUAAACAAAAUGGAGACAGUGUAUGAAACGCCGCACUUAAACGUAAAAGUGCCACGAGGUUUCACUUUUACGUUUAGGCACGACUUUCCAUACUUUGCCUGUAUUUUAUUUACGCGCGCAGAAUUUGCGUGCGUACGCUCGUAAGAAAUUUGUGACAGUGGAAAUCCACCCUGAUCCACCUAAGUCUACCCACACUGAAUGUCCGUCUGUCGGGAGUAAAAUGGAUUAAAGAAAGGCAGGGACCAACUCUAGUGUCCAUUUUACCGAGGUGUCCGUCUAAUAAAAGUGCCAGUUAACCCUUAAAGUCCCAAUAGUGACCAAGAUCAAUUUUCUCCUAACAAUAUCCAUACAUAGUCAACAGAUAAGUUAUGAGAAUUAAUAAAAUGAUCACCUAAGUAAAAAUGCCUUGAUCUUUUAACAAAUUUUCUUAACUAAUUCUUUAAGGAAAUGUAUAGAGAUCAGUUUGGAGAAUUUGUAUGUAGAUGCUGGGGUUUUGAUAUCCAUUUACAGUAUCCUGUAUCUGCCGGAGUGGUUUCUUUGGCCAGUUCUGUGACAAGCCUUGUUCUGAGGGCUUCUGGGGCCAGAACUGCUCCAUGACUUGUUCGUGUCUGAACGGUGCGCUGUGUAACUCUGUAAAUGGUCAAUGUACUUGCCGAACUGCUGAUGGCUGUCAGUGCUCUCCAGGCUGGACUGGUAGCGACUGCUCCAAGCCUUGUAAUGAUACCUCGUGGGGAAGUAAUUGUCAGAAUGUCUGCCUAUGUCAACACAAUGGAAUCUGCAAUCAGGUCUGCCAAGCUACAAUUCUGAAUAGCAUGUAAUUGCUUAUUACGAAUCAGGGGCUGUCACUGAGGGCCCGGGGUCGGGAUUUCCCCUGGCUACUAUGAGCACGACCCCCGACUACUUUAGGAGGAAAUAAAGGGAAAAUAGAACAUAAAAUUUAGGUUUCUGGGAAACUACCCACCUCCACCUCUCCCUCCCCUAAGUCAACAUUAACACUUGCUUCUCUCUUAGGGCAAAAUGUCGGGUUAGGGGAGGGGUAGGUGGGCAAUUUCCCAGAAACCUAAAUUCAUCCGAACUUUUUAGCUGCUCAGUUUCCCACCUAUGCAUUUGGCUGGCAAAUCGAAAUCCUAGUGAUAGCCCCGAUAAAUAGUUACCCAACUACUGUGGCUUACAUCGCAGCGAUUUAUAUUUGGAUGGAAAUCUAGCAGUAGCUCUACGUAUUCCUUAAAUUAUGAAAGUAAAACUGAAGCGAUUGGUGUACCAAAUGCACUUUCUAGAUAGCAUUUUUCCCGCGCAGGUCAUCUGCCCCGUGUAUCUGCUCGGGUGUGCGAGUUGCUCAUUGGACUGUCUGCACAAGCCUUGCGUUCUUUUUAAAAAAGCCCAUCGCCCGAUUAAACUGGUUAAACAAUUUUGGAAGUGAGGACCACAGAGUCUUUAUUUAGCUGUUCAACUGACAUGUUCGAUUUUGCGGAGACAGCAGAUGUCGUGGAAAAAGUAAUCUUAUAUUACACUGAACGUCUGUCACACCUCGACACUUCUUAGUAACACAGCUAUGCACGAUAACUAAAGGAAAAUAAAAAUAAAACCACGGACUUGCACACCCGUUUAUAUACAAUUGUUUUCGUUUAUAUUGACCGUUAGCGAUCACUUUCGUUCAACAGGUUAACGGCAGUUGUCACUGUGUACCUGGAUACAAGGGUCCCAAAUGUGAACACUCGUGUCCACAGGGCUACUAUGGUCAGAAGUGUGCUUUUAAGUGUGGAUGCACCGCCUCCCAAUCUACAGGCUGUGAUCCAGUCACUGGCGUCUGCACGUGCAAGCCUGGUUUUACAGGGCGACAUUGCGACGUUCCCUGCCCAGCUGGAAAAUGGGGCUUAAACUGCUCACAAUCUUGCUCAUGUGACCAUGGAGGUUGUAACCCGGUAUCUGGAAACUGCACUUGCGAUCGAGGCUGGAAGGGUCAACGUUGCGAUCAAGUGUGUUCCAACUGUGGUCAGCCGUGUCCACCAUGUUUCCAUGGAAACGGAUCAUGUGAUCAAGUCUCCGGAAAAUGUCUAUGUUUUCCUGGUUACCAGGGAAGCUCUUGUCUAGAGGCCUGCAGUGUGGGUUACUGUGGUGACAAGUGUCAACAGAAAUGUGAUUGUGCAAACGGGGAAACGUGUCACCACGUGACUGGGCAGUGUCUGUGUAAACUGGGCUGGACUGGAGCGCGAUGUAAUGAAGGUAACUAUAAUUGCUGAACAGAAGGAAAAAAUGGUAGCAAUAAUUGCAGUUAAUUUAGGAUGGUUUUCUGUUUGCGAGGUUUGCGAGGUGAGCACAAAGCGCAAGCACAAGCGCUAAACGCAAGCCCAAACGGAGGCACAAAGAAAUAAUUUCCAUUUGGUGCUCGCGUGAUUUAUUUUAAGAAGAUAAAAGCUUUUCUAGUCUACAUUUUGUUUUCAUGAAACCGUUCACGAUAAAGGGUAUUUAGGUAAAAGCGUCGGGCGAAAAUGGCUUACAACGUGGUUUUGUUAACACUGGCUAAACUCCUUUUAAAUAGCCGGCGUCGCUGAUUAAAACCAGAUAAUUCUCACAAAGUCCUGUAACACAUUUGUAAAGUCCUUCAUGAGCAAUUUAUCAGUUUAUAACCAUAACGUUUAAUAUGAUGUGUUGGCAGCCUGUCCUAAAGGAUCAUUUGGCCAUAACUGUACCCAGACAUGUCCCUGUGUUCGUGGAACCUGUGAUCCCAUAAAUGGGCUCUGUGCAUGCCCAUCUGGUUACCAUGGCUACCUAUGCGAUAGGCUGUGUUCAGGUGGAGCUGGCUGCAGUGAGAGGUGUCAGUGUGCCAAUGGAGCUAGGUGUGACUACAUGACAGACCAGUGUGUCUGCCCUGCUGGAUGGACUGGUAAAACGUGUCAGCGGUCUUGUCGCCAAGUGCGGGUUAUUCCCGGAGUAUUUGGGGCGAAUUGUUCUCAAAGGUUAGUGUUCUUUAUUAAAGGCCCGCUUACACAGGCGAUCUUUGGUGUGAUUUCAAAUCAGGCGUGUAAACUAGCGGCAAUUUCUUGGUAAUAUGUGGCUGCGAGGUUGCCGUUAAUUUCGAACGUGAUAGAAUUUUGAUGCUAUUCUCGCAGGAGAAUUACUGUAAACCUACCAUGACAUUGAGUUAACGCGAGAUGCGCCUCGUUACCUUAAGAGGUAACGUACCUUUAGUGCAUGGUAGCUGGAGUGCGCAUCAGGUCUUACGACAAAGAAAGUUUGCUAGCAAUCCCUAGCCACGUAGUCGAGUGCUUUGCUUUUACCGAACGAACUUUUGACACUGAAUGUCCUCGCUCCUUCUUCUGACUUGAAAGAUUUCUACGAGAACGAUGAGACACGUGAUACGCCGUAGUCUAAAGUAUGCGGAAUCGGCUCGCUACACACACGCCAAGAACCAUAUUAUCAGUUCUUGAUAAAAAUGGUUUCAAAAUCCAAAGCAACAGGAUUUUAUUUAAUGAAAGAGCCAAUCUAUUAACACAAGCCUAAAUUACUGUUUCUUAAUCAGGUGCAUUUGUCCCGGAUCAUGUGAUCCAGUUACCGGAAGCUGUUCCUGUCCACGUGGAUUCCAAGGUCCAAACUGCCAAGAAGCCUGUGCGGAUGGAUGGUACGGUGCAAACUGCUCACAGAGGUGCAACUGCUUGAACAGUGCGUCAUGCAAUCACGUGGAUGGCUCGUGUACAUGCACUCCUGGAUGGUCUGGGGUUAACUGUACGGAGAGAUGCCCUGCCGGGUAUUAUGGGAUGCUCUGUGCUUCCAAGUGUCAGUGUAGUGUAAAUGGGACCGGGAGUGCUUCAUUAUGUAAUUCUGUGACUGGCGAAUGUAACUGCAGUCUGGGGUAUCACGGAUACAGGUAAGAUCUUGCUCUGUUUUUAGAAGCGAGGCUACGUCCACGCGACUGAGGCUGUGGGAGACUGAGACAGUGCGCAACACCGAGAAAGUACGGGAAGAUCUUAUGUGUAAACUUUCAAGUGGAAGCUAAUGAGCACUGUAAUUUGUUUUCGAUAAAUGUAUUUUAAGUUCUAAAAAUGAACAUUUUUUUCUGUUUGCGUGACCUGAAAAUGAGUAGAGAGUCACACACUAACAGUCCAGAAUCCUGGAUUCCUCAAUAAUUCCCCUCUUCCCACAAAGACCACUCAGCAAACCUCACGAAUAAGCGUUUAUAAGUGAGGCAUUUUCUCUUUUAAUAUGCCCUGACGCUACCAACUUUGUAUUGCUGAGUUUCUUUACUCUUACUGAGAAGAUUUGGGCAAAAGCAUCGCCCAAUAACGCAGGAAGUCCACCUCCGGCUGACGAGUUAGUGUAGCUCAUAACCGUCUUUGCUUAAGCUCGCUAAUAACGCCUCUCUGCUUUAACUUAACAGGUGCGAGGAGCAGUGCCGUGAGGGUUUCUAUGGUAAAAACUGCAGUCAGCGUUGCCAGUGUCAAAACAGCCAUUCCUGCAGUAUUACAGAUGGGUCCUGCACCUGCAAGCCCGGUUACUACGGCGCAGCGUGUCAUUUGCCGUGUCCCAAGGAUCGCUACGGUGCCAACUGCAACAACACCUGCCAAUGUAUUUGGUCCAACACCCAUUCAUGUGACAGGGUUGAUGGCACAUGUUACUGCAGGGACGGAUACAGAGGAGUUGACUGCGAAAGUGUGUGUCCUGAGGGAUCCUACGGGCGCGACUGCAAUGGAAAUUGCACUUGCCAGAAUGGUGCUGUGUGUGAUCACGUGAAAGGCACAUGCGCGUGCACGGCCGGAUUCAAAGGUCAAAGUUGCGAGACUACCUGCGCCGAAGGCAGGUUUGGUGUGAACUGCUCACGUAAAUGCCUUUGUCGGAAUGGUGCGAAGUGCAGUCGUUUUGAUGGACAGUGUUAUUGUGCCCCUGGUUUCUUUAGUAAAUAUUGUGAAAAUGAAUGCCGCAGUGGAAGGUAUGGAGUAAACUGCACAAAUAUUUGCGAUUGUAACCUCAGGAACAGCCCGAACUGCGAUCCUAAAACUGGCGAAUGUCUUUGUUUUCUUGGUUUCAAAGGACCCAGAUGUGACGAGGUCAGUGUCAUGUACCACAAACAGCGCAUGUGCUUUAAGCUCUGAUGAAAUAACUCUCUCAUUCAACCAAGUCUUUAUCUUUUUGAAAAAUUAGGCAAAAGCACCAAAUUAGCGUUCCUGGGCCUGGAGAAAUUUUUAUUUAAGGUCUAUAUGAACUUAGUUCAGUUGAGAAGCGGCUCUACCUCGCAGUGGAUAAUUGUGUUGUUAAGUUAUUCGUCUGCCGUAUGCAGUUAAAUGGAACGAAACGCAAACUGGAAACAGUGACUACUUACCGAUUGCACAAUCCAUCCAGAUGGAAAUCUUGUGCAUAAACAUAUAAAGAAUUUGAGGUGGUUGGAGUGCGACCCGUUACAAAGUAUUUUAAAAUCAGCUGAAUAGACUGAAAAGGGUAAAAAAAAAAUUGCAUCGUCUCAAAACACAGCCCAUAUUUUCUGAAGCUUCCUAAACGGAAUGGCGCGAACCAUUUUUGAUUGUUCAUUCGAAAUUUCCGGUUUUCCCAUCAAAAUGUUUUGUUUAAGUUCUGCACUCGUAAUAAACUAAACAACACAGUUUACCUUUAACCUUGAAGAGCUUAUCGCUUUCCCCAUUGCAUUCUUUAUCAACAGCCUUGUGAAGACGGCUUUUACGGAAAGAACUGCCAGAAACCAUGCCCCGUAUGCUCAAGUCAUGUGAUCGGUCCGUGCCAAAAAGCACAUGGCAACUGCUCAUGCUCUCCUGGUUACCAAGGAUACCGCUGCUUUGAUGACUGUGGCUUGCAGCAUUAUGGUCUGCAUUGUAAGCAGUCGUGCCAGUGUACAAGUGACGAGCUGUGCCACCAUAUAAACGGCUUGUGCUUGGACAUGUCCAGAGGAAAAUUUUCUCUGAUUGUAAAUGACACUAUUGAAGAACUCCACGAUCGUGUGCGGAUGAGAGACAUAAAGCGCGGGCUGGAAAAGUUGAUGGAGCUUUACUUUGACGAGAAACCAUCCGACGAUGAGGUAAAGUAGAAAUGUUGGAAGGAGUAGGUAUUUAAUUCUUUCAAAAAGUUUUACGAUGUAAGCGAACUUCCCGUGAUGGACCACAGUAAUACCAACGUGUGGUGGUCUCUUACAGGGCACACAAGUCAAUUUAGCUGACCCAUCGCCAUAUGCCCUCAUACCGUGGUAGAACUGUUUUGUAGUUCCUAACCAACAGCUACCACUUGUGUAUGGUGGAGCUGGCGCUUAAAUGAGUGCUUUUGCACUCGCACGGCAGUAAACGGCGGGGUCGAUGCUUGCAAGUGAGACCUCUCGCCUGCGGCUGUGCCAUGCUGAUGAGUUCUAAUGAGGGCGAAACAGCUGUCCAUGGCUGCCACUGCCUGGGUGAUGUGGUUAUGCGCAGGCGUUAAGGUACUGGCCGUACCGCGGAGAUGGUGCUUGUGCUUCAGUGCUGAAAUUGGUAAUCACAAGAGGUUCCACACAACCACCUCGUCCCCAGGCCAUUUCGUGCCAUGUGAGUGGGCUGCGGAGGCUUGGAACCGAACGCGAGAUUAAAUUCUCCGGACAAGCGUCCAAGCGUCACAUCCGAACUUGCUGGGGCAGACUGGAAACGAGCCCGGGUUCCAGCUGUUAGUGCAGCGUUUAGAUAACAAAAGCUGAUUUUGGAUACUAGGUAGCUCAUAAGAGGCUAUUACACUUGUAGUUUAGACAGCACUGUCUUGGAAUCAUCUUGUAAUUUGGCACCAUAUGUCGUUUUUCUUAUUUGGCGUGAAGAAAUUUGAAAUGUUGGUCUCACUUGAUCUACCUAUUCCUGGUCUUUGUAACUCUUUUGUGUCCUUAGACGGAGAAGCCUUGUUUCUCAUCGCCUUUUUUUGUUCAGCUGUAUAAACACGGCAAAUGAAGUGAGUGCAUGAUGGCUGGAAUUUAACCUGCGAUGAACAAGGAUCGCGCCUAAUUGUAGAAUACGCGGAUUAAUCUGAUACUUUUGUUCUUGUAGAUGGUAGGACGACGAGCAAAGCACGCUAGCGCGCGGAAAAUCGUAAUGGAAGGCUUAUUGUUUUGGAUAGAGAAACGAUUUUGUGAAUCCCCUUUGCUCGUUUUUGCUUAGCCCUCUUUGGAAAUAAGGCACAAUUUAUUAUCUGAAAGACUAGUUUCCAUAUCUCGUAGGUUGCCGCAGCGACGGCUUCCGAAGAUGGAUCGGCUUUAGCUCAGUCUCGUUUGGACGUGCUAGACGGUGUUAACGGGUCCUCUACGACAACUGAUCGUCCCACAAGUCGGUCAUCUGUUUCUGCGAGCCAUACUAAUGAGAAGGAAUCCACGCCUCAAAACGUGAAGCAUGUGUUUAUGGUGCGCUUACUUGAGGAUGAAAUGCAACCUGUUGUAAAAGAGGACUUAGGCGAUGCCACUCGAGUCGUGUGUGUUCUACUCGAUAACUUCACUGUAGUGGAUGGUCAUUACGUGGAUGAGGUGCUGUCCAGGGUACCAAGCGGGAUGAUUACAUCGGAGCUUCAGGUUGACUACUACACUGGCAAGCUGUAUAAGAAGAAGACUGGGUCCAAGGUGGAAAUGCAUCUACCGCUCAUCAUUGGCGCCUCUGUUGUUGGUGAGUAAAGUGCGCCCUCGAGGGAAGGGUGGGUGGUAACACUGACGUAGCAAAAUGUCAGUGGCGGAUCCAGGGGAGGCCCCCGCCCCCUUAUUUUUAGACCAAACUGAGGCCCCAAGGGCCGACAAAAAAAUUUUUGGAGACCCCCCCCCUUCCCCUCAUGGGGAACAUGGCACAGGCGUGCACAAACUUCCCGCUCAGAAAAAUAUCUACCACAAUGCACCACAGGCUAUGAAACGUAGAUCACGGAUCAUGCGUCAUGUUUCACCGGAGCAACUUUCAUUGAAACAGGUGUAUAUAUAUUGCCAAUUACACGUCUUUAAUCGCAAUGACACUUAACUUUUGGGAAUAGGUUACUUGCGUAUAACACAAUAACAGCUACAUGUGAAACAAAUAUGUCUCCCAAGCAUUUCAUUUUAAUCCGAGUUUCUUUAUCUUUUUCUUUUCUGCUCGGAUAGUUCAUCCAAUUACCAAUCUGUGAACAAAAAGAAAUAAACUGAAUUUUGUUUUUAACGCUUCAUAUCUAAAUUCAAAUUUCACACUAGCCCUGGGUUACCUUAACCUAGCUUUGAAUAAUCCGGCCCAGUGGUCAUUAAAUACCAAUCCUUUGAAUACAAAUACCAAUCUUUUGUACAGCAAACAGUUGGCUAGCUAGCUUAAUUGGUUAGAGCGCUGCACGGGUAUCGCAGAGGUCAGGGGUCGAAUCCCGGAGAGCCUGAUUUUUUUUUAGGCUUUUUUAUUUUCACCUGCAAAAGUCAGUUGCGACUUUAUCAGCGAGGAUCUUCAUAACAUUUAUUUGGAAGUUGAAUUUGUUGAUCAAUUGAUUAAAAACUUGAUGGAGUUGCAAACGAAAUUGCAAGACAGUUAUACAAUUUAUGAAAAUAUUGAAGGCAAAUAUGAUAUAAGGAAAAAUGCCUGCAGCGAGUCAGAAUUGAUGAAUUGUUUUUCGCUAUCUGGGUUGAUCGAUUGAUCAUCUGAUUCUGUCCAUCUUUAUUGUGUUUUCACAGGGUUUUUCCUCAUAGUUACAAUCAUAGCCUUGUUUGCGUUUAUCCGUCGAAGGUACAAACGUAGGAGCGGAUUUGCUUCAUAUAAGAAGGGCAAUACAAAAGAUCAAUCCGAGUUCGAGCUACAGCCCUGGAUUGGUCGCAAUACAGGAUAUCUGCUUGCGUUUGAUAACCCUUAUUAUGACGUAUUAGCGGCCAUGGGACUAGAUGAUGAUAUAGAGGAGGACUACUAUAACCCCUUGUACGAUGAUGUGAGUAUGUACAGCGACAGCGGCGAGAAUACUAGCGAGGAAAGCUGUCAUAAAGAUCUUAGCUCCAUGGUUAUACGGUCAUGA